CGGCUGCGGCGGCCCCGAGCGGCGGGGCCGGGCCCCGGGGCGGGAUCAGCCCCGCUCGGGGUUAUCCCCUGCUCGGGAUCAGCCCCUCUCGGGGUUAUCCCCCGCUCCGGGUUAUCCCCCGCUCGGGAUCCCCCGUGCCCGCAGCAGCGGCUGCGCUGUCCCCGCCCGCAGAGCGGAGGCACGGCCGGGCACGGCGACCUGCGCAACCCCGCCCGCUCCGCAGGUCCCUGCAGAGAUGGCGAGUGCAGAGCCCGGCCCCGAGGAUGCAGCUGAGGCUGAGGAGGCCGUGUACGAGGAGAUGCCCGGUGACAGGAUGGAGCUGAGCCAGCGCCUGGCCGUGGAGGAGCUCCUCAGCACCGAGGCCAGCUACGUGCACAACAUGCAGCUGUGUGUGUGUGACAUCCGGGCUCACCUCCAGGACAAGCAGCUGCCCGAGCUGGACCUGGAAGGACUCUUCUCCAACACCGACGACAUCCUCCAUGUGUCCAGGCGCUUUCUGAAGGGGCUGGAGGACAUGCCUGGCCAGGGGCAGGAGCAGCUGCUUGGCAUCAGCACGCUGUUCCAGGAGUUCAAGGAAGAGAUGGAGGCUGUCUACAAGAUCUACUGUGCCAGCUACGACCACGCCCUGCAGCUGGUGGAGAGCUACCGCAGGGACCCCCGGCUGCAGGAGGAGAUCCUGGACACCCUCAAUGCCACCGUGCCUCACACGGGCGCCUCAGACCUCAGCUUCUUCCUGGUGAUGCCCGUGCAGAGGGUCACCAAGUACCCUCUGCUGCUGGGGAAGAUCCUGGAGAACACCCCGAGCAGUGCCAGUGCCCACUCAGCCCUGGAGGCAGCGGCUCGUGCCAUGGCCCAGGUCAAUGCCAACAUCAACGAGUACAAGCGGCGCCGCGAAGUGGCAACCAAAUACACCAAGGCCGAGCACCUGACGCUGCGGGCGCGCCUGGCGCGGCUCAACACGCACUCCAUCGCCAAGAAAACCACGCGCCUCAGCCGGCUGCUCAUGCACGAGGCUGGCAUCGUGGCCAAGACUGAGGACAAGGAAUAUGACGACCUGGAAGAGAAGUUCCAGUGUGUGGCAUCCAGUGUGGCCACGCUGAAGGAGAACAUGGCAUCCUACCUGGGCCACCUAGAGGCGUUCCUGCUGCCCAGCCCGCACCUGUGUGACCUGCAGAUGGAGCAGGGACCUGCCCAGCAGCACCGCCGCCUCUCCCAGCUCCUGCAGAGCGCCGUGUUCCCCGAGUUUAAGCAGCGUGUGGGCAGGCUGGUGUGGCAGCCCCUCUGCAGCCUGGCAGACAUGCUGGAGGGGCCCCAGCAGCUGGUCAAGAAGCGCCUGGACAAGCUGCUGGACUACGAGGAGAUCCAGGAGAGGAAGAGCGAGAUGGGCAGCGUGAGCUACGAUGAGGAGGCUGCCAUGAACACCUACCUGGCCAUCAAUGACCUGCUGGUGGCCGAGCUGCCCCAGUUCAACCAGGUGGCUGUGCAGCUCCUGGGGCAGAUCCUGCGCUCCUUCAGCGCCCUGCAGCUGGACUUGGCUGCCCAGGUCCUGCACCACGCAGAAAAGGAGCUGGAGCAGCUGCCCCAUGGGCACAUGGCCCUGCCCAGCUUCUGGAAGGUGGUGGAGGACAGCCUGCAGCAGUCGGGUGCCCAGCUCCGUGCCUUCUGCCAGGCCUUUGAGACGGUGGCACCCAGCCCUGGCACACAGGCUCUGACCCCAGCUGAGGAGAGGAAGGUCCUUUCCCUUGUGAGCAAGCACGGCCCAGACAAGCUGUACCAAGUGACCAGCAACGUCAGUGGCAGCAGAGAGCUGGACCUGACCUUGCUGAGGGGACAGAUCGUGGCCCUGCUGCAGAACUCCGACACCAAGGGCAACACCAGCAGGUGGCUGGUGGAUGCUGGAGGUCCCCGAGGGUUUGUCCCUGCUGCAAAGCUCCGGCCCUACAGCCCAGUGCAGGUGCAGCAGCCGCCUGUGAUGCAGCUGCUGGGCCUGGACGGUGACCCAGAGAGAAGGAGACAUUCCUAUGCAUCCCCUGAAGCUCCCAGGCCUCAGGUGGCCACCUUCACCCCAACAUUCCAGGUGGUUGCCGGCUUCUCCUUCGCUGCUCGGAGCCCGCAGGAGCUGAGCCUGCAGGCGGGGCAGCCCGUGCUGCUGCUGGAGCCCCACGACAAGAAGGGCAGCACGGAGUGGAGCCUGGUGGAGGUGAACGGCCAGAGGGGCUACGUGCCCUCCAGCUACCUGGUGACCGUGCCCGUGCAGGAGCCGGCGGGCUGGAGCCUGCCCGUGUGAGCGUGCCAGGCAGGGCAAGGAUGGAUGGAGCCAGCCUGGCACUGAGGAAACCUCGCAGGAGAUGCUGGAGGGAGGCAGCCCCCGGCUGGGGAGGUGGUGGGAGGCACCCGGGGGACACGGGCACGAGGUUGGCACUUGGGAGGCGCCUUUUGACAGGAGGUGUGAGGGUGCCAGGUGCUGUGUGUGUGUUGGCACAAAGCAGAGCAGCACCGGGGAGUGAGGGCAGGUGGCUGCAGAUCUCGGGGGAUUUGCUGCAAUCCCUGCAAGUGACAAAUGUGUCCUGCGGAGAUGAGGUGGUGUCGUCCCUGCGUGGAGCAGGAUUGAGCAGCAAGGGAGCAGCACUGCAGAGGGGCCCUCAGUCAGGCGGGGGGCACUGGGGCACUGAGCACCUGGGCACUGGAGCACCUGAGUGCCUGAGAAUUUGGCUGCUUGGGUACCUGAGUACCUGAGAAACUGGGCACCUGAGGGCCUGAGAAACUGGGCACCUGGACAACUGAGAAUUUGGCUACUUGGGCACCUCAGUACCUGAGAAAGUGGGCACCUGAGAAUUUGGCUGUCUGGGCACCUGAGUAUCUAAGAAACUGGGCACCUGGGCACCUGAGAAUUUGGCUACCUGGGCACCUGAGUGCCUGAGAAACUGGGCACCUGAGGAUUUUGCUCCCUGAGCACCUGAGGAUUUGUCUCCCUGGGCACCCUGAGCCCCGUGGCAGCGCUGGGCUGUGGCCGCCAGAGGGCGCCCCGCACCCGCUCCCGGUGCCCUUUGGGCCCGCACUGGGGGCGCUGGGGCGGGGGCACCGCCCGGGCCCGCCCCGCGGGGGGACCGAGAUCGGGACCCCCGAGAUCCCCGGGACCCCGAGCAGCACACAUCCCCGGCGGGCUGGCACAGGUCCCAUGGAAGCGGUUCUUGGGAGAAUCGAUCCGUGUCGGUCCUGACCUAAGGCUCGGUUUGAGACCGGAGAGCCCCCUCCCACCAUUCCCGAGGUAUCCGUGCCUCAGUUUCCCCCUGGUUGCACUGUUAGGGGAUGCUAAUGGGGCUGGGUGGGCAGCCCUGCCGUGGUGCCAGAGGGGACUUCAGGAACGCCCCGGGACUGGCACCGCACGCUGCCCAGCCCUCACCCAGGUCAGUGCAGCACCCGGCUGGCGUCGCCUGGGCUGCCCACAUCAAAGGUGCCCGUGCCGUGCCCUGCCCUGCCCUGCCCGGCCACCCACGGGCUCCCCGCGGGCUCCCAGUGCGGCCGUGCCCGCGGGCUGGGCAGGGGGCAGGGCUGGCACGGCCUCACCCAACCCUGGGCAGGGGACAGCCCCAGGCAGUGCCCUGUGCGGGGCUGGGGUCUGGUGUGAGGCACAGGGGGGCUCAGCCUCCUUUCAUCCGGACCUGGGGGGUGGCUGGGGGCAGUCGGCUCUGCCCAGGUGCCAUUGAAAGGCCUGAGGAAAUGCUCACCUGCCCCAAACCUGGGAGGGGACAGCAGUGCCAGCGCUGGGGACGUGUCCUGGGGAUGCUCCCGGCCUGGGAAAAGGCUGAUGGGCUCCUCAGCAAGGGAAAAUGAGCAGGCUGGGGAGGAGGGUCAGUGAGCAGUGCUUGCCCACCCAGCCCAGGCCCUGCAGGCACAGGGCUCACCCCUCCAGCUCCCUGCAGGUGCCUCCUCUGGGUUUUUCCAUCCCCAAUCAAACCCCACCAGGUCGGGUUUCCCUCCCGAGUCACCUUCUGCCAGCUCGGUGGGGUGCCCAGCAAUCAGCCCUGUGCCAGCCAUGGCAGCAGUGGGGCAGGUCCUGCUCCACAGCCCUGGGUGCCAGAGACCCUUUGGGGGCUGCAAGGUGACGGUGGCACACGGAGCGCUGAGCCUGCUGCUGCCUGGGCCCCCAUUUCCCCCUGGAAGGAGAUCUGGGGUGCUCAGGGCUGGGCAGGACACCCAGCAGGAAGAGGGCACUGAGUUCAUGUGGGUGCCAAGGGGUGAGCUGGGCUCUGCAGCUCCCCCAGCCCUGCUGCCAGCCUCGAUGGCCAGGGCACCUUUCCCAGGGCUCUGUCCCCAGGACAGCCUGGCACUUGGCUGUGGGAGAUGGGUGCCUGCAUCCCUCCAUUCUCCCUGAAUUCACCCAAACUCACAGCACUGCUGCUGCCCUGAGCCUGGAAAUGCCCUCCUGGAGUCACGGGAGGGCACGGGGCUCUUCCAGCCCAGCCAUGAGGGGGAUAAAGGGCACAAGUGUGCCUUUAAAUAGCCUCUCAAGGACAGGCUCUCCCGGGAGGAAUGCUCUGGCUGGCCCGCUGGAACAUGCCUGUGCCCGGGGGCACGGGGGGACAGCUGGGGCUGCUCGCCAGCAGCCAGGUCAAGGUUAGGCACGGCCCUGGCCCGGUGCCACCGUGCCAUGCUUGGCACCGGGGAACGGAGCCGUGCAAACAGGGAAAUGCGUGCCAGGCCAGGGCUUUGCCAGGCCAGGGCUUUGCCGUGCCCGGGCCGAUCGGAGGUGGCAGCGGAGCCGCUGCUGCCCCUGACCCGCCCUCAGCCCGCCCGGAAUUUGGCAGCGGCAAUGCCUGGCUGCCCGAGCCGCCUCCGGGGCAGCUCCGGGUGUCCCAGAGCGGCUGCUGCGCUCCUGUCCGCGCUGAUUCAUAUCCUGGACGUGCAGGCAUUUGGAUAUUGUCCACCCGAGGGGUGUGACAGCGUCCCCAGGGCGCGGGUGCCAGCCCGGCCACGUGCCGGGAGCAGCUCCGUGUGCCCGCUGCUCUCCGGGGACACGGCAGGGACACACAACACACCCCAGGUGAGAGCCCGGAGUGCCAGGGGCAUGGCUGAGUGCCCAGGUGCCCGUGUGCCCAUCGGCUCUGUCUGCUGGGGCAGCCCAGGGACAGGGAGGUGUGAGGAAAAGCAGCUGCCACCAGCCCCAAUCCCAGAGCCGUCCCCUCAGCACGGGGCGCAGAAAGGAGAGGGCAGAGGGAGACAGGAGGAGCAGGGUGGCUGCCCUGGGCUGAAGGGCACAGCCAGCCCCAGUGGCUUUGGGCACAGAGCUCGGGUUGCCCACGCUGCCAGGCUGAGCUGGCUCCCAGCAGAGCCAGCCUGUGCUGCAAUGUUCUGCCACCUGCCCACCCUGUGGUGGCCCACAAGGAGCAGCUCAAGCCCCAGGCCACCCUCACUGGCCCCUCGUGUGCCAGCUGGGACCAGCGUGGCCCGAGGAGGGGCUGAGCCCCAUGGAGAGGGAGCCCGGGGCUGCAGAGCAGGAGAGGAGCCGUGAACAGCAGCGCUCGCUCCAGGCUGGUGCAGCUGGCACCUGAAUUGUCUAAUAAAGUGUGAAAUUGCUUUCA
This is a messenger RNA of Zonotrichia leucophrys gambelii, 5582 nucleotides long. It is a transcript of the gene ARHGEF37, whose product is annotated as Rho guanine nucleotide exchange factor 37. The transcript has 13 exons. Gene Ontology annotation, cellular component: cytoplasm. Bases 236 to 2287 code for a protein of 683 amino acids. The record is from RefSeq and is a predicted model, not a curated record. Gene Ontology annotation, molecular function: protein binding; guanyl-nucleotide exchange factor activity. Lineage: Eukaryota; Metazoa; Chordata; Aves; Passeriformes; Passerellidae.